UCCAGACCAGCACCGAAGCAGCCCUCAUCAGGUCCUCAGAACCCCGCAGAGAGCUCAUCAGCGCAAGAGGACAAGGUCGAUGCUGCCGCUGACAAGAAGCCCGCCGAUGCCGAGCCUGAACCGAUACCCUUCCACAAGCUGCCCGAUCUCACCCAGGGCAUUCCCUCGACACUCGAGGCCGAGCUCGAGCAGAAGAGCGGCAAGUCGCCGUCGUACCUGGAAGUCAGCGAGGGGGAGCCGUCAUCUGGAGGAGGAGGCCGCGGCCGAGGUGGCAGGGAAGAAUAUGUCUCGACCAGCGAGCGCAACCGCAAGUGGUGGACUCGCUUCAUGCUGACCGUCGCCGGCUCGGGAUCGCUGGUGGGCAUUGCGUACAUGGGUCGCAACUGGGAGGACGAAAUCGAGGCAGAGCGCCACCCCGACAUCCCCAACGGAUGGAGCCCCAGUCUGUGGUGGCAGCGUACCCGCGCGCGAUGGGGAGAGUCUGUGUCUUACUACCAGGACCCGGCCUUUGAGAAGCUGCUGCCCGAUCCCGACCCGAGCUUUGAGCGUCCGUACACGCUCUGCAUCAGCCUGGACGACAUGCUCAUCCACAGCGAGUGGACGCGAGAGCACGGCUGGAGGGUGGCCAAGCGCCCUGGCAUGGACUACUUUAUCCGAUACCUGAGUCAAUACUACGAGCUUGUCCUCUUCACCACGGCGCCUUUUGGCAUGGCGGAGCCGCUGGUUCGCAAGCUGGAUCCUUUCCGCUUUAUCAUGUGGCCCCUCUAUCGCGAGGCGACCAAGUACGAGGACGGAGAAAUCGUCAAGGACCUCUCCUACCUCAACCGUGAUCUCUCCAAGGUCAUCAUCCUCGACACCAAGCCCGAACACGUCCGCAAGCAGCCCGAGAACGCCAUCAUUCUGGAGCCCUGGAAGGGCGAUCCCAACGACAAGGAGCUCGUGGCGCUGAUUCCCUUCCUCGAGUACAUUCACACCAUGCAGUACGCCGACGUACGAAAGGUUCUCAAGUCGUUUGAAGGAAAGCACAUCCCCACCGAAUUUGCUCGUCGAGAAGCCAUUGCCCGACGAGAGUUCAACAAGCAGCUGGCCGAGAAGUCCAAGAACAAGAAGCCGUCGGGCAUGGGCGCGCUGGGCAACCUGCUCGGCCUCAAGCCCAGCAAGAUGAGCAUGACGAUGCCCGUCGAUGGAGAGCAGGAUCCCCUCGAGGCCUUUUCCCAGGGCAAGAUGAUCCAGGACAUUGCCCGCGAGCGAGGCCAGCGCAACUACCUGGCUCUGGAGAAGGAGAUUCGCGAGAACGGCGAGAAGUGGCUCAAGGAGGAGCAGCUUGCCAUGGAGAAGGCCCAGCAGGAGGCGAUGAACAGCAUGAUGGGGUCCUUUUCCGGCAUCUUUUCCUCAAAGAAGGGCGGCGAGAACAAGGCGUGA
Trichoderma reesei QM6a is the source of this 1422-nucleotide messenger RNA. RefSeq lists its product as uncharacterized. The transcript is spliced from 2 exons. Lineage: Eukaryota; Fungi; Ascomycota; Sordariomycetes; Hypocreales; Hypocreaceae. The record is from RefSeq and is a predicted model, not a curated record. Gene Ontology annotation, molecular function: phosphoprotein phosphatase activity. The annotation marks the transcript as partial.